UCACCUCUUCUUCCCUCUUCUCUCGUCCCUUUUUCUCCUCUUCCUAACUCAACCUCGACCGCUACUCGCCAGCUACCCAUCUUCAAUCGACAUCACCAUAGUCUUCCCCAUCAUCGCAUACGCUUAACGACACUCGAGUACAGACAUUGAGCCCCAUAUCUACGACCAACUGCUAUAGGAUUGAUCGCGCACUGUGCGCCUGAGAAUACACAACUUUACGUCAUCGCCAUGGACCCCAUUCCCGCUGGAAUUGCUCCCGCCGCUGUUGGCGCCGACAAAGUCCCGGAGACUGUCGCAACCACGACCAGCCUUGACACCAAGCCUACGGAGUCUGUAGCCGCCGAGACAAAGCCCGUCGAAGAGAAGAAGGACGAGGAGAAAGACGCGAAGAAGGAAGAAACUGCGCCAGCGCCCGAGACAUCAGCCGCCGAAUCCGCGAAGUUGAAUGGACCUCCUGCGCUCGCUCCACCAGCUGACGCGCCAACCGCGGCAGACAGUGCCGCCGGUGCGCCAAAGCCUGCUUUCAUUGAAGAAGUUCCCGACAAGGACGGCCCGGUCGCGACGACCGGGGUCGAAGAACCCAAGUCUAUUCUCGCCGAGCAGUCGGCCGCGACAUCUGCGCCUUCCGCCUCGGCUGCCGAGCCUGAGAAGAAAUCGGUUGAAGAGCCCAAACCCAUUCCUGCUGAGAAGCCGGCCGUGACAUCUACGCCCGACGCUUCUUCUGCUCCUGCUGUCGAGCCCGUGAAGAAGUCGGUAGAGGAGCCCAUUCCUCAGGAGCCCGCCAAAGAGCCUACAGUUGAGGACGAGCCGGUCAAGGAGCCCAUUACCGAGAAGCCCGAAGCUGUCAACGGUGCUGCGACCAAGGAUGUCGAGAUGACGGGCGCCCUUAACGAUGCCGAACCUGCUGGUGCUGGUGAGCGCGAAGCUGCGCCGCAGAGUAUCGCGUCGGAGGCCAAGGCCGGCGACAAGCGCAAGGCGGAUGACCCCGCCGAGACCAACGGAGCCAAUGGCACCAACGGAGUCGAGAAGGCGUCUGAGGACAAGCCAGCCGAGAAGAAGGCCAAACGGGGCCCUGGCCGUCCUUCUUCGAACGGGGCUGCGAAGCAGUCGCCGAAGAAGGACUCGCCCAAUAAGGAGAAAGAGUCAUUCGGCCACAAGGUGGCCAGGAACGUGAAGAAGGUCAUGCCGGCCGUUGGCAGGACUGAGCGCAAGACUCGCUCCCAGGGUCCUGCUUGAAAUGAUGGACAUGUUCGUUGUGCGGAAAUUGGUUAACGUGGUUUCAACUUUUCCCCAGUCAAAAAGGCAGUCAAGCAACAAAAAGUCCUCCGGUCGGGGCUCGGACUAAGCCAACCGCGCGGGUGUGUUUCCUAUUCCUGCAAAGUUCAUGAUGGGUAGGUAAAAAGGUGGCGCGGAUCAAGUCAAUUGGAACUUCUCUUUCCUUGUUUCGUUUUUGGUUUUUAGGUACAGGUGUCAGUCAACGAGAAGGAGGGGAGAACGCUGUAAAUACUACGGUGCCUUUGCAUUUGCAACUUGUCAACCACGAUUCGAUCACGGAUGUCAUGUCUGCCCCGGCGACUGAUAUGUUCUACUGGCUUGCGGGAUAUUGGGAGAUGGCGGGAUGAAAACGAGUGUCUUUGUUCGUUGUCUCGGCCACCAGCUGUGUUCCCUCGCAUGUGCUCUGCUUACUAUCGGGACGAUACGACGUGCUAGUUGUGAACCCUGUUCGUCAGAAGUUAUUUUUUACUCAUUCAAAAAUUGACAUCAAUACGGGCCAGACGAAGUCUGUUGAUCCGAGUCAUCGGCAUGUGCAAUGGGCCCAACAGGAGAGAGAGGGAGAGAGUUUGGCGAUGUGGGAUCGACAGAUCAAAGAGGUGGGCGAUGACGUCUUUCGGGGACCCAGUGGCCGCUGGGCAUGUUCGGUCCAGACCGUGACAGAAUCUGAGGGGCGGAGGAGGUCCCACCAACCGCGUCACCGAGGGGCGAGUGCCAAGGGUUCGCCGAUCACCAUCGAGGACCACGCAAUGGGUAGCGAAGCCCUUGAUAGCGCAGAAGGCGCAUUGCGUACUUGUCUCGUCGGAUACCUCUUGAAGUGCAGUGUACCUGAAUUGAGUAUCGGUCGGGUCGGGAAUGCAGAUGGAAAGAGUCGGAGCUUCACUAGUUGAAUAGGGGGCCAUGCGCGAUGGGAA
Colletotrichum destructivum is the source of this 2186-nucleotide messenger RNA. RefSeq lists its product as uncharacterized. The transcript has 2 exons. Bases 229 to 1236 code for a protein of 335 amino acids. The record is from RefSeq and is a predicted model, not a curated record. Lineage: Eukaryota; Fungi; Ascomycota; Sordariomycetes; Glomerellales; Glomerellaceae.